AGUGCACAAGGUCAAUGCCAUAUGCACCGACUCUGCACAGGUGAACAUAUCCGCAAGGAAAAUACUAGCUGAGCCCGACGACCCAGCAAUCGGGAGCAUUCCUUCAGUGAUCGUGCAUGCCAUGUGUGUAGCCUGCUCAUGUGCGACAUCGCUUCAGUGCCAUGGAUUGGAGAGGUAAUUCUGCAGGGCAGGGAGAUAACCACCUUCAUCAAGAGACAUCAGAAGGCUUUGGCGAUGUUCAGGAGGGCUGGGAGGGAUUCGACGUUGGAGUUGAUCCAACGAGGGGAAACGAGACUCGGCACAAACUUCCUCAUGUUGCAGAGACUUCGGUAGGAGACAGAGUUGCUGGCGACUGUAUCCCAUGCGCGGUGGGGCGACUCCCAAUGAGACCGGACUACAUCGACAAGGGCGCGAGCAUGCAAGGAUCUCAGACGAGACCCGGCUUGGUGGUUAGCCGUCGAGAGGCAUGCAAUUUGCUUCAGCCCGUUUUCGCAUUGAUGAAGGACAUGGACAGAAACGGGAGGAUGGGGAUGCAGAUGCUUGUCGUCAUCCAUUGGAACAAGAAGUUGCUGAAGAUAUUGAAGACCAAGAUCGGGUUUGUUAACACCAAGCGACUGGAGUGGGAGACACCAGAGGACUUCGCUCCCUAUGAUGGUUUCAUGCAAGACAUCAAGUACGACCAGGAGGAAGCGAAGAGGAGGGCCGCAAACUGGUGCAAAUCUCGCGGCCAUCAUGACCGUGGGACGACCGUUGUUGAUGUUGAUGACGAAGAGCUUAGCCAUGACAGCGUGGAAGAUGACGAGUUGGUUCGAGUGAAAAUCGUUGACAAGCGGUCGACUAGGAGGUCGGGAGGUGGCUCAUCUUCUUCCUCCCAGCGCGACGACAUCACAAAGCCAGAGGUCCUUGCAUCUGGCAGACGCUCGGCGGGCACUUCAGCCUUGUUCACCGCUGAGGAGGGUGUUCGUUCGCGACGCCGGACUUCCAUAUUAGGUGGUGCAGCUUUGCUGCAGGGGACGGCCCCACAAUCGGGAGCACAGCUCACCCAUCAUCGACGACUCACACUCGAGGAGAUACGUCUCUUGGUACAGAGUCUUGCUCCAGUGGAAGCAGAUGCGUUAAUCGGUGUGCGUGGGGAUGAUCUGGUCGGUGAGCGUCGUGGGGAUGAUCCGAUCGGUGCCACUGCUGCACAUGAUGAUGGUGUUGUUGGUGCAGACACGGAGACGGACGAUGGUCCCAUUGCGAGUGGCGAUGUGUUCUCCACUCCGGAUCCGGGGUUGCGAUUGGGGGAGAGAUUUGCCUCCCUGUUGCCGUAUGUGAACCCUAUUGCCCUGCGUGGCUCUGCACAAGACUUCGGUAAGCACCUGGCUUCGAUGUCCCCAGUGCGGACUGAUAACAAGUCUAACACCCCUGAUUGGGCCAGAUUCACCGAACCCACCACGCCCACACGACGGUUGAACGAGGACAUUCAGCUGGUCGCUGGGGAGCGCACACAUACCCAGGUUGACAGGAGGACCCCACCAGUCCAGGAUGGUGGAACGACCCCACCACAUGACAUGAAUGCACGGAGUGGAACGGUAUCACCGCCCCACAUUGACAAGAGCAAGGUGCGCCAACUGAAGAGUUUGGCGGGCAGAAAGAAGGGAGGGAAAAAAAGGAAAGGGAGGCAGCGGCAGGCACGACGAGAGAUGGAAGAAGGAACGUACGCAAGACUGUCACGCCGCCCAAGACCUUGGAAGAAAAGAGUGCUGUUGUUCGACAGGCGACGAGGAAGAAGGCUCAACAAGUGCAAAAGAAAGUCGCGGCAGCAAAUCGAUUUCCGAAACACAGGCCGCAGAAGAAGACGAGACUGUGCAAGAGGACGAUGAAUCGAGUAGCAGCAGCUCUUUGCCUUCAACGCCUUCGUCCAGAUCGGGGUCGACAUCGUCGUCAACUGACAAGAGUAGCAGCAGUGAAUGAAAGUGUGUUGUUCAU
Chara braunii is the source of this 1971-nucleotide messenger RNA. The record is from the annotation of a GenBank genome assembly. Lineage: Eukaryota; Viridiplantae; Streptophyta; Charophyceae; Charales; Characeae.